This is a messenger RNA of Seminavis robusta, 1566 nucleotides long. The record is from the annotation of a GenBank genome assembly. Lineage: Eukaryota; Bacillariophyta; Bacillariophyceae; Naviculales; Naviculaceae.
AUGCGGUGUUCUGUGUUGACCUCGACGUGCACGCUGUCUCAGAUUCUUCUGCUUUGGUUUGCUUCGGACCAAAGCAUGGCAUUUCAAGUGUUUGACGACGCCUCUAUCUUCGCUAGGAGCAGACACACAAGAUUAUCGUUAAGUUCGUCAAGCUUUGAGAAAGAAGAUAAAAAUGACGAUGCAAUUCACUAUCAGAAAGGUCAAAAUAGAAGAAGCCACUUGCAGUCUGGAGCUGACACAGAUUUCAUGCCACGGCACAUAGGCACCGUUUCAGACCAUCACACCUACAGCAAAUAUGUGCACAAUGAUUGGGGCAUUGAGCAGUACCACCACCCAACCCCCGAGUUUCCAAGCACAGUUGAUGCCGUUGCUGAUGCAGCCUUUCAUGCCAUUUCUGGCACGCUGCAAGGAAAGGAAAAGUUGGACCCCAGUAUUGCCAGCAACGCCAUGGCGAGAAACCGAGUAUUCGACUACCGACCUGUCAAAACUGAUAAUGAUGUUGGCAGACUGGGUAUCGAAAUUGAUGGCGUCAAUUUACUGCAAACAGAUUCCAGCAUUGGCCACCAUGAGCAUCGUUACCAAACCAGCAACCCAAGCUUUGAUCAGAGCAGCGCAGAUACCCUGAGGAAGCUGAUUUUGGUGCUUGCCGGAAAGUUGGCAAACAACAUGGGCCACCAAGAUAGCUCAGGUUCCCUCCCGGUUGCCAUAUAUUUCAACACCGUCAAGCAAGCCCUUGCUGCAAGCCAACAACUUCAACUAUUGAAGCAUGAAGCUAUGGAAUCACGCGAAUAUGAUACCGCUCAUCAACACAUCACUACACCUGCAUUCGAGAAUAUUACAAUACUGUGCCUUGGACAGGACGAUGAUAUUCCUUCAAACAUGAUGAGAGCAAGCAAAAAACCGCUGAAGUCUAAGGCAAUUGGUUUGAAGCGAGGAGCACGAAAGAAACGUCCCAAUGUCGCAGAUAUCCGAGGGUUCGUGAUUGCUCUACAGCCGACGGAUCUAAACCGUGAUGUGAUGCCACCAGGCCCGUCUGUAGGAGCGAUUUCAUCCUUUCAGGGACUCGUGGCCAGAGCGGCGUUAGAGGAAUUGCCAGUCAUUAUGGUUUCUCCUCGUUUCCUAGCAAACGAGAUGCCAUACAUGGCUGGAUCCGGUCGAGGCUGGGACCAAAGCGUGGGAAGUUCUCAGGCAGCUACAUACGGUGGCGCGGAGCCCCCCAAUGGUCCCACACCGUGGGUUCUACGCGAUUUCAAUCCUCCCGUGUUUUGUUGGAUUGGCAACGCUGUGUAUUUGAAUUCCGAAGGACGUCGGAGGAGGGCAAUCGCGAAGUCCGGUCACGGGUCAACCACAUCUGAAUACUCUCAAAUCGUUUUGACUCAAACGGUCAUGGACGGGGGCCACCCCUGGCAUGUCUUUGCAGCCCGACGAGAAGUGGAUGGGUCCGUUGCGACGAGAGGGAAAGAAACCAUUGUCUACGACUAUUUGGCCAGCACGAAGACUUCGUCCGGUCGACCUACACGGAGCAUUCUCCAGCACAUUCUCUCUGAAUUUGGAACCGCCUCUUGA